AUGAGGAGACUUGUGUUCAUCCCAGGCCCGGGCAUCGGGCACCUCGUAUCAACGGUUGAGAUCGCAAAGCAACUUGCGGCUAGAGAUCACCAGCUCUUCAUCACAGUCCUCAUCAUGAAGCUCCCCUUCGACCAACUCUUCACCAACACAGACGCUUCCAUCUCACGACGCAUCAACUUCAUCAACCUCCCCGAAGCCCACGUCGACACACGAAACACCGGCCCCUCCUCGUUCUUCAAAACCUUCGUCGAAAAUCACAAAACCCAUGUUAGAGCCGCCGUCUUAGAGUCAAGUACUCAGUCCGAGUCGAACCAGGCUCAGCUGGCCGGGUUGGUCGUUGACAUGUUCUGCACCACUAUGAUUGAUGUGGCCGAUGAAUUUGGGGUUCCUUCCUACGUGUUCUUCACCUCCAACGCCGGGUGUCUCGCGUUCUUGCUCUACCUCCAAAAGCUUCGAGACGAGCAUGGCACGGACGCGGCUCAGUUGAUGGACUCGGAGGCUGAGUUGGCCAUCCCGAGUUUCGUCAACUCUUUGCCUGCCCAUGUCUUGCCCGGUGUGCUAUUGGACAAGGAGGGUGCCACAGCAUUUCUCAAUCAUGCAAAAAGGUUUAGAGAAACCAAGGGUAUUUUAGUAAAUUCGUUCUCAGAGCUGGAAUCACAUGCGCUUCACUCUCUUUCUGAUGAUAAAACCCCACCUGUGUACCCGGUGGGACCUCUGUUGAAUCUUGAGAGUGAUGAUUUCCACGUGAGUACGGACAAGGCUAGACAAAAGUAUGAUAUUUUAAGGUGGCUUGAUGAUCAGCCUUCCUUGUCUGUGGUGUUCUUGUGUUUUGGGAGCAUGGGAAGCUUUGGUGAGGCCCAGGUGAAAGAGAUGGCGUGUGCACUGGAGUACGGUGGGUUUCGGUUCUUGUGGUCCCUACGAAAGCCCCAGCCAAAGGGCGAGAUUGCCAUGCCAAGUGACUAUGCGGAUCCCAAGGGUGUCUUGCCGGAAGGGUUUCUGGAUCGAAUGGCUAGGAUUGGGAAAGUCAUAGGAUGGGCCCCACAAGUGGCUAUACUGGCCCACCCAGCAAUCGGAGGGUUUGUAUCGCAUUGUGGGUGGAACUCCGUGUUGGAGAGUCUAUGGUACGGCGUGCCAAUUGCCACGUGGCCAAUGUACUCGGAGCAACAAUUAAAUACUUUUGAGCUGGUGAAGGAAUUGGGAUUGGCAGUGGAAAUUAAGAUGGAUUAUAGGAAGGGAAGUGAAGUGGUGGUGAGUGCAGAGGAGAUAGGGAGAGGGAUAAAGGAAGUGAUGGAGAAGGACAGUGAUACAAGAGAGAGGGUGAAGGAGAUGAGUGUAAAGAGCAAGAAAGCCUUAUUGGAUGGUGGUUCCUCUCACUCUUCAUUGGGGUGUUUUAUUGAUCAAAUUCAACUUUGA
Molecule: messenger RNA, 1413 nt
Organism: Prunus dulcis (almond)
Lineage: Eukaryota; Viridiplantae; Streptophyta; Magnoliopsida; Rosales; Rosaceae
Product: UDP-glycosyltransferase 71A15-like
Exons: 1
Coding region: 1-1413 (470 amino acids)
Molecular function (GO): UDP-glycosyltransferase activity
Source: RefSeq, a predicted model, not a curated record